This is a messenger RNA of Alnus glutinosa, 1578 nucleotides long. RefSeq names its product L10-interacting MYB domain-containing protein-like. The transcript has 3 exons. The record is from RefSeq and is a predicted model, not a curated record. Bases 226 to 1146 code for a protein of 306 amino acids. Lineage: Eukaryota; Viridiplantae; Streptophyta; Magnoliopsida; Fagales; Betulaceae.
GCGUUUGGUUUUCGAGAAAGUGCGGGUCGAGAAAAUUUUCAAAACUUUAUUUUCUCGAGAAAAAGAAAAAACCCUAACCUCCCAAUGACCCGUCAAAGUAGUGGGAGUCCUCUCUCACAGUCUUGACGCCGUCGCUGCAUCUCCCGGCGAUCAAAUGCAGUCUAAAUCGGCGAGAGAAUUCCACCACUCCCAAGAUCGGAACUUCCACUGUCCGUUGACCCUGGAAUGGAGCAAUACGACCUGCAUGGACAGAGACGGGAUAUGAAGCACAAAGGAAGGAACGUAGUAUGGUCAAUUGCAAUGGACAAGUGCCUUAUUGAAUCCCUUGCUAUUCAGGCUAAAAACGGCAACAAAAUUGACAAAUGUUUUAAUGAAAAUGCUUACACUGCCGCUUGUAUUGCUGUGAACUCCCAUUUUAACUUGAACUUGAAUAAUCAAAAAGUUGUUAAUCGACUUAAGACAAUUAAGAAGAGGUAUAAGAUAAUAAAGGAUAUGCUAAGUCAAGACGGAUUCAGGUGGAAUCCUAACGCAAAGAUGAUUGAGUGUGACAACGAUGAUCUUUGGAAGAGAUACAUUGCAGCACACCCUGAUGCAAGAGGAUUUCGAAGCAAACAGAUAGAGAUGUAUGAUGAACUAAAAAUUGUUUGUGGAAAUUAUCAAGCCCCUAGUCGUUGGGCUAAGAUGAAGGAUGGAGGCCAUCCAACAGAUUCAAGGAAUUGUGAUGAUGGCUCUGCUUCAUGUCUUUCCCCAAGUUCAGAAGACCAAAGCGAGACAGAUGGAACAGAGUCAUAUUCGGGAACACCAGAGUAUGCCCAGAUGCCAGAUGGUACUCAAGAUCCUCCCCUGAUACCGCCUCUCAGACAGCUCCCUAAACGGCCUCGUGGGUCAGAGGCUCUCCAGGAUGCAAUGUUGGCAGUGGCAUCAAGCAUUCGGCGCUUGGCUGAUGCGAUGGAGCGAAGCAAAUGCUCAAUUGAUGCCCAUGAGCUACUAGAGGCUGUAAUGGAGAUUGAUGGCUUGGAAGAGGCUAAACAGAUGUAUGCUUUUGAGUAUUUGAAUGCUGACCCUGUCAAAGCCAGAGCCUUCUUGACAUACAAUGCUCGAAUGAGGAAGAUAUAUUUGUUUCGACAGUUCUGGUGGUGGAAGUGAAUGCAGGCAGGGCCCUGUCUCACGGCUUUUUCGGGUGUAUAGUUAUGAUAUUGUGGGUGUUUUCUGGAUAUUUGCACAUUAUUUGAACCAUCCUUGUUUGGUGUUUUGUUAGGUGAAUGUAUAGAUAUUAGAUAUUCACAGGGUACAUUAUUUUAAGGGCAGGGUAGAAUUACUCGUGAAUAUAACUGGCUUGAAGCAUGGAUUGGGAAGACAUUUUCUGGCUUCCUUGAUGCCUCUUUUGGAAGUGAAGCGAGCAGUAGGUUUAAGAAGUUUCCUUUUCUUACUUCUACGUCUGGAAGAGUGCUUGUGCUUUUCUAAACUCUAGUGGAUUUUUCUAUUUCAGCCUUCAAUGGGUUUGGGCUGUGCUUUCUUCACAUUUGUUAUGCUUUUUCGGCUUCUUUAUGACCAUGUUAAGGGAUUUGGAUUCAGCAA